AUGCACUCGUCGCUUGUUGGUCUACGCAUCGGCCAGACAGACGAUCUGAAAACAGCCUACACCGAUGCUGUCUCCAUGGGCUAUGCAUUUGUAGGAGCAGAUCUGUUUCAGAAUUCCGACGAACCCAAACUGACUGACGAAAAAAUUGCGGCUAUUUUGCCAGCCCUACGCUCAGAUCAGGUUAACACCGAAACUGGUGACUCCAUUGCCGGCAACUUUGUUGGUUAUGUGUCUUCGUGGAUCGACUGUGACGCAUCGGAUGCUGCCUUGCGCACAGCUUCGGAAAAAUGUCUUCUGAAAGAGUUGAAUUGGGCUGCUCACCUCGCCAUGCGCGUCGUGUGCAUAUCCCUUAGACGACUGGCAAACCCCAAUCUGGCGCGAAUUCUGACUUCCUUUACCAUUACUGAAUACGCGUCGGUCAGGGUUUGUUCCGAUUUUUUUGCCGCCGAACAAUCACUAGAUUUGGCUUUCAGUUCCCAUGAGUUUAAUGGAGGACUCUUCCGAUGGCGAUGGUAA
Messenger RNA from Dibothriocephalus latus, 516 nucleotides. The record is from the annotation of a GenBank genome assembly. NCBI's taxonomy places the organism in Eukaryota, Metazoa, Platyhelminthes, Cestoda, Diphyllobothriidea, Diphyllobothriidae.